GUUCCACGAAUGACGCUGUCGCUUCCAUCAUUACAGUACCCCUCCUUGUGGGAUUGGCAGAUAUCGCCGGGUUCUUUCGCGGCCACUCCUCAGACCCUCAUUGGUGCUGACGGCUGUGAGACUCUGAUACCGUCAAAUUUGAUUGCCAUCGAAACACUUCCCCUCCGACAAAUUCAGCGUAUCAUUGGCUCCAGCGGGCUUGAGCCGGUGUCAGCAGAGUAUCCAAUAGCGCUGAUUGUUGAGUACAUGGUUGAAGUGGUGCCAAUCGGGCACUCGCUUGGCCAGAUACUGUACAGUCUUCCACUAGCGCCAGGCGAAUCCGUUAGCCUCGCAGUUUUGGACUGGCGAAGGAAUGACAGUGGGACACGUGGUAAGGCUACAAAGUUGGAUGAAGGUCUAGUGCAUGACCAGGCGAGAGAUCGCACCAUCACUGAACUGCUCAGUGGAGCUAUCGAUGAAUGGCAACGAGGUGGCUCUGUCGUGGGAGGCAUCUCGGGCGGUGGUGGAGCUUCUGCCUCAAUGGGUGCGAUGGGAGCUUCUGGAGGAGACAUGGCUUCUCUCGGAGGAGCGUACACUACCUCCAGCGGAACUCGAGACAUCUCAGUCUCAACGAUGCAGAAGGUCGUGGACAAAGUCCACCAAGCGAGCAACGCUCUCCGCGCGCUGACGAGUACCGUUGUUGUCAAUACAGACCAGCAGGAAAAGCAAGCUGUCGAGACUCGCUCGUUCGCAAACAACAACCGAGGCCACACCAUGACUAUUCUGUACUACGAGAUACUUCGCCAUUUUCUCGUCACCAUCAAAUUCAACGGAGUGUGUGAGGGACUACUUAUUGACAGAGACAAGUUCUCAUGGAGGAAGAAGCAGGAACCUAUACCCCGAGAACCUCCGGAAGGGCCAAGGCCUCCUUUGUGGUCCUUCACCAACAACAGCUUUCUCAUAGCGAAGCGGCACAUCCUACAGCCUGCACUCCUUGACACAACAUUGAACCCAGCGGCUUUCGAUGCGUUGGUCCGCCUACAAGUUCAUUCUCGGCAGGCCUGGAUCAAUCGGCCUCCACCACCACAGUGGGCUGGCGAGCUUCGUUUUAGCUCCUUCAGUGUCCAUGUGGGAAUCGCAGAGGAUAGUGAGAGCCAAAAUACGAUCUUCCUCAAGAUCAAGUAUUUUGAUGGUCGUCUAGAGCAGCUAUCCUGGACAGUCAAUCCCGAAGGUGUUGGACCUUUCCUCACAAACAUCAAUGAUACCAACAUGGGUUUGAGAUUUGGGAAGAAGGAGUCCCAUCUAAGAAGACGGUCCCAUCUAAGAAUACGGUCCCAACCCUUUGUUCCUGGAUCUGGGCGGAAAUGGGGAGACCUUCAUCAGUUCAAUUUCGCCGUUGCCGACGGGGAUCGGUUGGCUUCUUGGAACUUUCUCGAGAUUGUGGGUAUUGUUGAAGGCGGCGUACCCAUAACUCUCUUCGGUCCCACACAAGGGACUUGGAAGAUGGAGAAGAAGCUAGACGAACAGAGUGUCGAUAUCAUACGUCCCCCAGAUGUCCCGCCUCCACCACCGCCUGACAAGUCACCUGAGCAGUCACUUUCGCCAGAGGAAUACAACUUGACAGAAACGCUCAAAGAUCACCUCUCAGUGGAGCAGGAAUACUACAAUCGGGUCCUCGACCUUUCAAUCCAACCACAAACGUAUGCCGCCGAAUUUGAGGGCUUGCCACUCGAAGUGCCGCCAGGAGGGAACCUUUUGGAUCAUGCAAGUCCAACACCGCUCGAACUAUUUGGAAAUAAGAUUGCUUUCCCAAGGAUCCGAUCCGAGGCCUCGGAUCGCAACAAGAUUGCCAUCAAGCAAUUGUUCCAACCUCAAUUGCAAGCUGAACAAAGACUUAUCACGAUUCCAACGAGGGGAGUAUUUGCCGAGGCGAAACUAGGCCAUUGUAAUGUUGCCGAGGAGAUUGACGGCACUCAGUUCUGGCAAUGGGAUGAGCAUCCAUUGCCAGAGAACGCUCCCGAGAUCGCACCCGUUCAAACAGUCACACCAGAGAACAAUCCGCCGGGUUUGGCCCCAACCAGUUUUCCAGCGCCGAUCGUCAACAUUCAAGAGCCUCCCGCAGCACCAGACCCACCGGUACCGCAGCCAUUCUCAGGGCCUUGACCACGCCAGACGUCUUUAGAAACAUGUCUGGUGCUCAACAAGUCCAAGACAUGCUGAACAGCCUAACUGAGGGAGCUGUAGCACUGGCGUGCAGGCUGGACGGCGGACCCUUUAUCUCUGCUGCGAGAUGAACGCCAAAUUAACUCGCCCGGACAUCACCACGUAAGUCAAGAGUUUUAUGCGAAAGAAACCUGUGUUUGAGAAUUUUCUGAAGCCGCCGGGUAAUCAGAACAUCCUCGAUGCCGCUGCUGAUGGGCCUUUUAUUAUGCUCAAUCA
Messenger RNA from Fusarium redolens, 2418 nucleotides. RefSeq lists its product as uncharacterized. The record is from RefSeq and is a predicted model, not a curated record. The transcript has a single exon. Bases 10 to 2142 code for a protein of 710 amino acids. Lineage: Eukaryota; Fungi; Ascomycota; Sordariomycetes; Hypocreales; Nectriaceae.